UAAAUAUACAUUUAAAAUCAAAUGACAUCAAACUUGAAGAUAGAAAAGGAGCUUCACUUUUGCUUACAUCCCCAAGCCUUUGCCAAAAGUCUCCAAACUCGCCAUGUGUACGUUGGAGAAACGCGGCAACCUCUUCUUGUUAACCUUGACCGGCGAUGAUCAGCACCGCCUCAAUCCCACUCUCAUCACCUCCCUUCUCUCCGCUCUUUCCCAGGCAAAGGCCCAAUCCACUCGUGGGUGCGCCCUUAUCACCGUAGCCCAAGGCAGAUUCUUCUCCAAUGGCUUCGACCUAGCCUGGGCACAAUCCGCCGGAUCCAAACAAGGAGCCCAAGAAAGGUUACUCCACUUGGUCGAAUCGUUCAAACCUGUCGUUGCGGCUCUGCUUAACCUCCCUAUGCCCACCGUUGCCGCCGUCACCGGCCACGCCACCGCCGCCGGAUUCGCCCUCGCUUUAUCUCACGAUUACGCCGUCAUGAGGCGAGAUCGAGGGGUUCUUUACAUGGCCGAGGUGGACAUAGGGCUAUCAGCUCCCGAUUAUUUCAUGGCCUUGUUUAAGGAAAAGAUGGGCGCGGCUUCUGCUCGGCGCGACUUGUUGCUGCGGGGGCUGAAGAUGAAGGGGGACGAGGCUGAGAAGAGGGGGAUCGUGGAGGCGGCGUACGAUAGCGAUGAUGAAGUCAGGGAGGCUAGCGUGCGCAUGGGGGAGGAUUUGGCGAAGAGAAAGUGGGACGGUGAGGUGUAUGCGGAGAUCAGGAAAGGGUUGUAUCCGGAGCUAUCAGCCAUGCUGGGAUUGGCCACCAAAGUGUUUGCUUCUCCGAGGCUUUGACCGAAAAAUAAGCAGCCGUUGUUACGAUUUUGAAUAAUGGCGUGUUGUUUUUACAUCUUGAACUUGUAACCAUAUUAUAUAUCAUUUUAAUGCCAGGGAAGUUAAUACAAAUUUGUAUAGCUUUAGACUAGAAAUUGGAGGGUCGGCCAAGCGAGCCAACCCUAUUAGGGUUCCACAAAUUAUGUCGGCCAUAUGUCUUGAUAGCCAUACAGCACCCACCAGACGAGGGUGAGCGUGGCAUAUUUAGCCAACCGACCCUUUUAAGUUUUCUCUUGUGCUUGCUUAGCUGAUAUAUGGACAACCUCUUUCAUGCUCUUGGCACCUUUA
Molecule: messenger RNA, 1150 nt
Organism: Theobroma cacao (cacao)
Lineage: Eukaryota; Viridiplantae; Streptophyta; Magnoliopsida; Malvales; Malvaceae
Product: enoyl-CoA delta isomerase 2, peroxisomal-like
Biological process (GO): fatty acid beta-oxidation
Cellular component (GO): peroxisome
Molecular function (GO): delta(3)-delta(2)-enoyl-CoA isomerase activity
Source: RefSeq, a predicted model, not a curated record